This is a messenger RNA of Liolophura sinensis, 5720 nucleotides long. RefSeq lists its product as uncharacterized. Gene Ontology annotation, molecular function: protein binding. The record is from RefSeq and is a predicted model, not a curated record. The coding region runs from base 884 to 3709 and encodes 941 amino acids. The transcript has 8 exons. Lineage: Eukaryota; Metazoa; Mollusca; Polyplacophora; Chitonida; Chitonidae. Gene Ontology annotation, biological process: defense response to other organism.
UCGGAUUGAGUCUGUAGCUGGGUAGGUUUGAUCACAAAUUUCUAGUUUUUGUCAAUAAUUACAAGUAAACUGAAUUUCCUGCAGAGUGUAUCACUACAACUUCUGCUGACUGCACAGUUUAUGGUAGGCCUGCACCACUGACGCCAGCCCAGAGAGGAGUUGGAAGUAGGCCUACUCACCUGGGGUAGAGCUCCUGCUGUCAAGGCUCCCCUUGGGCGAUGACCCCCAGUUGGAACUGAUCUAACAUGGCUUAAGAGACCAGCUUGGUCACCAGAAAGUCUAAGGUGUGCAUGACACUCUUUGUGACAAUUCAGUGAUGGAGAGUGAAAACGACGAAAUAGAGGAGAAAGCCCGGGGCCUUGAGGAUUCCCAGGUUCACCCUAAGCAGGCCUUGGUCUACAAGUUAAGGAAUUUUUUAACGAAGGAACAGCUGAAUGAACUAAUACUGUUAUGAGUGGGACAUGUUGAUGGGAACGGCCAAGACAUUACAGACAUUGGCCAACUGAUGGAUGCCGUGGAGAGAAAUGGUGGAGACUUCAUGGAACUCCUGGUCAACAUCUCCAAAAGAGAAUUUGGAAGUCAAAUGAUGGAUUCCACUGGCGACACAUUCCGAACAUUAGUCCAGAAGUACAGUGAUGAGAUUAAAACAGCGAAAUUAAAAAGAGAGCUAAGCCUGUCACCGAAAGACGCCAACUUCGUGGGAAGGAUAAGAGAAAUGAAUGAAAUCCUGUGCUUUUUAAGGACUCAAAGCCCAACUGUAAGAGGUAUGAUAUGAAAUCUGAUCUCAAAUCAGUGUCAAGUUUAAACCCUAACCAAUUGUGUAAACAAGUACUGUUUGUUUUGUGUGUUACCUGUAGGUGUCUACAUUUGGGGAAACGCUGGGAUGGGCAAAACAGCUCUGGCUGAAGAAGUCUGCCACAGAAGUAAACUUGAAACCAUACUCAUCAACAACUUAAGGCGUAAGAAGUCGAUGAGAGAUUUCUUCUUGUCCAUAUUUUAUUCACUCUGUCGUUCCAAGAUGAUCAGACUCUCUAACGCCCAGAAAAUAAAUGAGGAAGUGAAAUUUACUGAGAACUUUGGACAGACAUUGGACACUUUGAUAGACCGAGUGGAGGAGACUCUACUGUCUUAUAAAACAGAUACAGUUCUUCUUCUUGACAACGUGGAUGAGAUUGAGCAGCACACAGGAGAAGAGUUUCUCACAGCCUUACAGACAUUUCUCAACAUCAAGACUGACAAGGUUAAGUUUGUGAUGACCAACAGACGAGAACUUAGCCUCCCAGCUAAUCCACAUCCAGAAACUUUGCUUCAAAUAGAGCUAAAAGCUUUGCCAAGAGAUGAGGCCAAACAGCUACUUAAGAACAGCAUGAAGGAAACACAACAUGUGAGGCUGAAAGAUUUACAAAGCAACUUUCUUGUCCAGAAAUGUCAGUGCUGCCCCCUGGUUAUUAAAACUGUGAUGAAAAACAUGCAGUCGUAUUCUGAUGAAGACUUCAGGCCUUGUCUGGAGGCAGUCUUUGACUCAUUGUCAAAAGGUCAACAGAAACGUUUGAUGGAGUUGUCCUUUUUUGAAACUGUGUUUAAUGAGGAGAUGGCCAAAUCUGUUAUCAUGGAAGAACAACCUUGCUUUGGACUUUCGAAGUUAGCGAAAGAAAACCUGCUUCAGAAACAUGAGAUACCUGGUGAAGCUGAAAAAAACAUCACAUAUUCAUUCCACCCACUUGUACUAGAUUGUUUGGCAAAAGUUUGUGCAAAGUACCCGGAUAGAAACUACACUGACCUCAAAGAUAAAGCCAGACUUCACUUUUUCGAGUUUUUUUCUGGUAAAAUUAGAUCAUUAAAACUGGAGUCAAAUUAUUAUUACAGAGGCAAUGAUUAUGCUUACAUAAUUGACUUCAAACCUUAUUUUGAUCAGUUUUUCCAAGUUCUUCAGGAGAAUGGUUAUCAAUUCCCAAAGAAUAAUGAAAAGAAAAGUGCUGCAUUAGAAACAUUGUGCAAAGUUUUAAGAUUCUCUUCUGACAGAGAGGAACAAAAGAUAUUCCUCAGAGAUCUGGAUCUCUCUUUGGAAAACAAAGACACUGAGGCAGAUGCUGUGGAGGAAUUUAAUGUUAAGGUUCGGAGAGUUAUCUUGCUGAGAGAAUUACAGGAUAAUGAAGCAGUUAACAUUUUGAUGAAGCUUGAUGAGAAAUCCAGUCAGAUUGAUCAACUGCCAAACAAAGAUUUUCCUUUGAAAAACUUUGCGCUUGGUCGAUAUUUUUAUGCCAAGGGUUUGAUUACCAUGGAUCAGACAGAACAAUGUCAUAAUCAAGAUGAACGAGAGAAAAGGCAUGACUUUGCCUUGGGGUGUUUCAGCAAAUCGUUGAAACAACUUGAACAUGUUGAAUCAAAAAGUCGUCUGAAAUCCCUUAAAGAAACAAUUGAAGUGGAAAUGGCAAAAGUACAUAAUGCUAAAGGGUCUAUCCACUACAGGAUGCAAGAUUAUGAAAAAUCAUUUUUUGAAUUUGAACAGGCAUACAGUUGCUUGUGUAAAUAUUUAAAGAAAAACCAUAUGAUCAAUGACGGGCAUAUAAAUGUCCCCUUUUACUUUUACAACAUGGGCAAUGCAAAAUUGAAAAUGGCUGCUGAAUUCAGAAGAAGAAAUGAGAAAGGUAGAGCAGAAUGCAGCUUGGAGGAUGCUCUGCAGUACAUGCAGAAGGCACUGGACAUAACAAAGAAGCUAGGUACUUCAGAUAAUAAGACAACAGUUUUGUGGCUGCUAAAUAUCGCUGAUGUCGAGAGACAACUGGCGGGUUACACAGAAGCCCUUGAAAAUUACAGAAAGGCCUCCAAUCAUGGCAAGCAUGCCUGGCGCAUUCUCAAGAAGCCACGCGUGCCACGUGAGCUGUUGGUGAACACACUGCAUACGCUGGGUUUUAUACAGUAUGCAAAAGGGAGGCAUCUUCAGAGACCAGAAGAUUCCUCACUGACAGAUGAUGCCAGGCAAGCAUUUGAGAAAUCAGCUCGAUACUACCGAUUGCUGAGCCUUGCAAUUGUCGAUGGAAAGCUCUGUCGUCGGAUAAACCGUAGGAUACGACAAAUCCAUCUCAAAGUUGUGGAGAUUCUGGAGGACAAAGAUUGGGAGAAAACUCAACGGUUUUACCAGGAUUUUCAUGAGGGUAAACUGGUUUGGGGUGAUGAAACAAGUCCUCAGGAAAGACUAUCAGAGGAUUACUAUCUGGUAAGUUCUGAUGAAGAAGAAGAAGAUCCUUCCGAAACAGCAACUCGUCCAAAGAAACAGGACAGCGGAUUUGAGGAUGUAGAAGUGGCUCCACCUCCGUCUGUAACAAGGCGAAGUGUGUUGGUGAAACAAGUCAGUUUUGAUGAGAGGACAGAGGGUCCAUUGGGGGAGCCCCAAACAACAUUGAGUACAACUCAGCAGGAGAAACCUCCUCUUGGGAACCUCCUGACUGAAGCUGAUGCUUCCAGUAUGCCACAAAAACGAGCACGGUUCCAGAAGCAAAGCAGUUUCAAUGUUGAAAAUGAAGAGCUGUCAGUAACAGAAGAUGGUAAGCAUCAAACGGAAGAGGAACACAGCAUUGACAAUGGAGAUGUAGAAUUGCCUAGCUUUAAUGAAGCUAACCCUAGAAAGAGACUUGAUUCAGCGCAACAUGACAGCACUUUGGGGGACAGCAUCUCUGAGUCAUUUGAUCGAACUCCUAGCCUUUGCUAACAUUUGAUCAAACCCCUAGCCUUUGCUAACAUUUGAUCAAACCCUAGCCUUUGCUAACAUUUGAUCUUACCCCUAGUCUUUGCUAACAUUUGAUCAACAGUGUAUAUCUGCAGUUUCUCCAAAUUUUCACUAAAUAGUGAAAAAGGAACACAUUUCCACCAAGGUUACCUGUAUGCAGAAAAAUGCAGUGUCCGACGACUUGAAAGCAUGGUUACGUCAAAUGGUUAGAUCAGAAAAUGUACAGUAUGUCAUGUCACCAACAUGGAUCAGUACAGCUCAUGAGCAAUUGUUACACAGAAAUAAUGCACAGCUAUUUGUACAUGUACCCAGAAACUGGCCUGGAAACUUAAAUGAAAUACAUGGACAUAUAAAUUAAUGAAUUUUAUGUCGCAUGUGAUAAACUUACAUGUAUACGUACUGCAAAUGAUCGGACCAAAAUUUGAAAAUAUUUUAACAAUUAUUUUCAUGUGUUACUUAUAUAUUACUGUAGAACACAUGUAUAUAGUGUUUGGAUUGUAUUGCAAUGUGGACCAAGUCUUGUUGACAGAGCGAGUUGAUGUUUUGUUACAUUGUAAUUAUAUUUUUUGAAAAUGUUCUGCAAGGUGAAUGGUUUUAUUAAACAUUGUUAUGUUUUUAUGCCAUGAUAUGUGGUUACAUUUAAAAUUGAAAUUCAUUUCAUAAUUUGGUUUUUUUUUUACUUCACCUGUACACAGUACAGUGGCAACUUGAAGUAAGUGAUAGGUGUUUUUACUACAUAUUACAUACUGCAUAUUCACAGAUAUUACCUUACUUUCGAGAUAACAUUUUCUAACUUUAAGAGUUGGAAAUAUGUGGAUAUCAUUAUUAUGCUAAUUACAUAAUUUGAAAUGUAUAAAUUAUUCAUUCAGGUUGUAAUGUAUUCAUUAAUAAGGUUAAAUGUAUCUCAAGAAACAUUUGAUGUAUUGAGCUCAAGUUUUGGAUACCUGUUAUUGUAAAGCGGAGUGACAAGACAGUCAUAUUCGAUCAUUGAUACCCUGUUGUGCAUAUUUAUCAAUGUCACAUCUCCUAGAGAUCUGUAGUUGUAUACAAGAUCUCUUUUUGUUUGUUAUUUUUUUUUUUUUGGUUUCCAUCUUAUAUUUAAUGUUUUGGAGACUUAACGGAUCAGGUGUGUUUAUUGCACAUAUAUUUAUAUCACAUGUACUUACUUAUUUAAUGGGGUGUUCAAUAUUUCAGAUGAAGUAUUGUAUCUUUUAUUGAAUGUUUUGGUGACUUAUAGGAUUAACUGUAUCUGUUAUGACUUCGCUUUAUACAUGUAUUUCAUGUAUUUAUUUGUUUUUUGAAAUUUCACUAUGAAAGUGACCAGGUGUAGGGACGGAAAAAACUGUGCAGAGCCUGGAAGAAAACACCACACCUAGCAAAAUAACAAUGACAAAUCUGCUAACUUAAGGCUGCACACAAACCAACUUACCUGGUUUACACCUGGUUGGCUGCAUGUCCAGAUAUUUUGUGACAGUCACAGCUGAUUAGGGCGGUUGAUGUAUUCCUACAGAUGUACAUGUAUGUUAUUACAAUUUAUUACAAAUGUUCGUUGUUAAUGUAGCUGAUUCCCUUGUUUUUUAUGCUUUAUAAAUGUAGCUUUCCCAGAUGUUUCACUGAAACAUUGAGAUUUGUUUAGCUAGUAAACAUAUAGGUAUAUAUCAUUCUGAAAACUGUGGGCACUCACUUAAAUACUGAGGUUUCUGACGAAGAAACAGCCCUUCAUCUUUCUCUGUUUUCUGUUUGAUAUUUUCUUCUUUUUUUUUUUCCUUUUGGAUUUUUAGAAUUCCACAAUUUUAGGUCAUUACUGCACAUUGGAAGUUGUUCAAAGAAUAUCUUUUAUUACACAUGUUUUAUGUGGUUUCAUAUAUGAAUUUUUUUAAGCAGCCGUUUUGUUUCGAUGUUGAAGGUUUGGAGAAAAUUGAAGACGUCCCCGUCUCAGUUAUGUGUUUAGCAUUAUUUUACACAUUGGUGUUAUUAAAUAUCACAUAUUUUA